Messenger RNA from Ziziphus jujuba (common jujube), 810 nucleotides. Its product is annotated as protein SPIRAL1-like 5. The record is from RefSeq and is a predicted model, not a curated record. Gene Ontology annotation, biological process: cortical microtubule organization. The coding region runs from base 222 to 524 and encodes 100 amino acids. The transcript has 2 exons. Gene Ontology annotation, cellular component: cortical microtubule, transverse to long axis. NCBI's taxonomy places the organism in Eukaryota, Viridiplantae, Streptophyta, Magnoliopsida, Rosales, Rhamnaceae.
CUGACUGUUCAACAAAAAAGGUCAAUUAGGUAUUCUGAAUAACCCUCAUCAACAUCCAAAAUGGUGAAAACAGAUCUCCAUGAUCUCUCUCUAUAUAUACAUACACUUUCAUGGAUCAUAUAUAUAUAAUACACACAAGGGUUCUCCUUCAUUACACUCCUUGACUGCAAUUACUUGACAAACAGAUUCUGAAACCAAUUGAUUAAGCAGCUAAAGUAGCCAUGAGUAGAGGUGGAAGCUAUGGUGGAGGGCAGAGCUCAUUGGGCUACCUUUUUGGGUCAGAUGAGAAACCAAGUGCACCGCCAUCUUUGCCGAAAAUCGAGCCUCCAUAUGGAAUUGAAACCAGCAUAGAUAAGCCUCCGGAGAGUGGUUCUUCUUCUUCUGGCAAACAAAAAGCUUCCAACAACUAUCAGCGAGCUCAAGGCCAAAAUUUGGGCAACUUUGUUACUGAUCGUCCAUCAACAAAAGUUAAAUCAGUUCCAGGAGGAGAUUCAUCGCUUGGAUACUUGUUUGGUGAUAAGUGAUAUGCCUUUUUUUUUUUUUUUUUCCGAUCUCCCAAUCUGAACACUCAAAUUAAGCAUAGUUGGCUGUGUUAUGUUAUCUAAACCUGAAGAAAUAAGGACAUAUUUUUGUGUGGAUUAGGGAAGAAAUGUUUAAUAAGGGAUUCAGGGUUCCCACCUAUAUGUAUUUAUGAAUAUAUACGUAUAUGGUGGAUUUGUAAUGGUCUUUCUGGCAUUAUAUGGUGUUUGUGCUAAUUAAGUUUGUCUUAGCUAGAUUGAUUAUAUAAUAAAAAAUGGAUUUUUAUGAUCA